Messenger RNA from Loa loa (African eye worm), 387 nucleotides. RefSeq lists its product as hypothetical. Bases 1 to 387 code for a protein of 128 amino acids. NCBI's taxonomy places the organism in Eukaryota, Metazoa, Nematoda, Chromadorea, Rhabditida, Onchocercidae. The record is from RefSeq and is a predicted model, not a curated record. The transcript is spliced from 4 exons.
AUGAUUUCACAACUACAAGAAAGGCUUUGCUUAUGGAAUAAUAAAUUGACACCGUAUUGGUUACCAUCUGAUGAUCCGAUUGGUCAACGAUGUCAUAUUCAUCUCAGACGUCGUUAUCUAAUGGUAGAUCAUUUAAUGCGCGAGUCCAAUAGUCUACUUUUGCUCUGUAUGGCCAAACGUUCAGAGUUACUUGACGAACAUCAGAAACAACACUGCAACCAUUCGUUAUUUCAAUUGGUCAGCGAACUGAGAGACAAGGAUGGUAGUCCAGUUUUGACCAAAUGUUUUCAAGGCAGCAAACGAUUCGAACGACAAUGUGGCCCAUUACGUCAAUGUUGUAAUGCCUAUGAUGGGAUCUUAGCGGAAGCGGAAGUUGAAGUUCAAUAG